Molecule: messenger RNA, 5204 nt
Organism: Octodon degus (degu)
Lineage: Eukaryota; Metazoa; Chordata; Mammalia; Rodentia; Octodontidae
Gene: Ctnnd1
Product: catenin delta 1
Exons: 20
Coding region: 432-3260 (942 amino acids)
Biological process (GO): cell-cell adhesion; cell-cell junction assembly
Cellular component (GO): cytoplasm; nucleus; adherens junction
Molecular function (GO): cadherin binding
Source: RefSeq, a predicted model, not a curated record
ACCACCCAAGCUCCCUUGCCUCUGGCUGGGUGCAACUUCCAUUUUAGGUGUUGGAUCUGAGGAGAAAAAAAGAGAGGGAGAAGGAGAAAACGAAGAGCAGGAAAGAUCCUGAAAGGAGGAAGCGGCGGCGAAAAUCAGCUGCCUCGCUGGAUUUGCUUUCCUCGGCACGUUGGCUACGCCUGUGGUUUCCUUCCUAGAGGACUGGUUUUUAGGAGUGCACGUUCGAGCUCUCUCCUCUGCUUCCUCACUGUGGUGCUGGGAUGCUUCUUCCAUGAUCUUUCUCCAUCUAGACUGGGCUGUACUCUGUGUUAAACCAAUCCGUUACGACCCUUCUCUUAACAGCGUGAAGUGAGGGGGCCUUCUCCCUGCUCCCCUUCCUCUGAGCCACCUCCCUCCUUCCUUGCCCUGUGGCCGCUCCGCCCUGUACCUUCAUGGACGACUCGGAGGUGGAGUCGACCGCCAGCAUCUUGGCCUCUGUGAAGGAGCAGGAGGCCCAGUUUGAGAAGCUGACCCGGGCGCUGGAGGAGGAGCGGCGCCACGUCUCGGCGCAGCUGGAGCGCGUCCGGGUCUCCCCCCAGGAUGCCAGCCCUCUCCUGGCCAACGGCACCCUCACCCGCCGUCAUCAGGAUCACAGUCACCUUCUGUACGGCACCGUCCCCAGGAUGCAGGAACCAGGGCAGAUUGUGGAGACCUACACGGAAGAGGACCCCGAGGGAGCCAUGUCAGUGGUCUCUGUGGAGACCUCAGACGACGGCACCACGCGCCGCACAGAGACCACGGUGAAGAAGGUAGUCAAGACUGUGACAACAAGGACUGUUCAGCCAGUCCCUGUGGGACCAGAUGGGCUGCCUGUGGAUGCCUCAUCAGUUUCUAACAACUACAUCCAGACUUUGGGCCGCGACUUUCGCAAGAAUGGCAAUGGGGGACCGGGUCCCUUCGUGGGGCAGGCAGGCACUGCUACCCUUCCCCGGAACUUCCACUACCCUCCCGAUGGGUACAGCCGCCACUAUGAAGAUGGCUACCCAGGUGGCCCCGACAGUUAUGGCAGUCUAUCCCGGGUGACCCGCAUUGAGGAGCGCUACCGGCCCAGCAUGGAGGGCUACCGGGCACCCAGUAGGCAGGAUGUCUAUGGGCCCCAGCCCCAGGUGCGGGUUGGGGGGAGCAGCGUGGACCUGCACCGCUUCCACCCUGAGCCCUACGGGCUGGAGGAUGACCAGCGCAGCAUGGGCUAUGAUGACCUGGACUACGGCAUGAUGUCGGACUAUGGCACUGCCCGCCGCACCGGGACCCCCUCUGACCCUCGCCGUCGCCUCAGGAGCUAUGAGGACAUGAUUGGUGAGGAGGUGCCGUCAGACCAGUGCUACUGGGCCCCCUUGGCCCAGCACGAGCGAGGGAGCCUGGCCAGCCUUGACAGCCUGCGCAAGGGGGGCCUGCCGCCCCCGAACUGGAGGCAGCCUGAGCUACCCGAGGUGAUCGCCAUGCUAGGCUUCCGCCUGGAUGCUGUGAAGUCCAAUGCGGCCGCGUACCUACAGCACCUGUGCUACCGCAAUGACAAGGUGAAGACCGACGUGCGGAAGCUCAAGGGCAUCCCGGUGCUGGUGGGCUUGUUGGACCACCCUAAGAAGGAGGUGCACCUCGGAGCCUGUGGUGCCCUCAAGAAUAUCUCUUUUGGACGGGACCAAGAUAACAAGAUUGCCAUAAAAAACUGUGACGGUGUUCCUGCCCUUGUGCGGUUGCUGCGCAAAGCUCGAGACAUGGACCUUACUGAAGUCAUUACUGGAACCCUGUGGAACCUCUCGUCCCAUGACUCCAUCAAGAUGGAGAUUGUGGACCACGCCCUGCACGCCCUGACGGAUGAGGUGAUCAUCCCGCACUCUGGCUGGGAGAGGGAGCCAAGCGAGGACUGUAAGCCUCGCCACAUCGAGUGGGAGUCGGUGCUCACCAACACUGCUGGCUGCCUUAGGAAUGUAAGCUCAGAGAGGAGUGAAGCCCGCCGGAAGCUUCGGGAGUGUGAUGGUCUUGUCGAUGCCCUGGUUUUCAUUGUUCAGGCUGAGAUUGGGCAGAAAGAUUCAGACAGCAAGCUUGUAGAGAACUGUGUCUGCCUCCUGCGGAAUUUAUCCUACCAAGUUCACCGGGAGAUUCCACAAGCAGAGCGCUACCAAGAGGCACCCCCCACUGUUUCCAACAAUGCCGGGCCCCACGCGGCCAGCUGCUUUGGCGCCAAGAAAGGCAAAGAUGAGUGGUUCUCCAGAGGGAAGAAGCCCACGGAGGAUCCAGCAAAUGACACGGUAGACUUCCCUAAAAGAACCAGUCCUGCUCGAGGAUAUGAGCUGCUGUUUCAGCCGGAAGUGGUCCGGAUAUACAUCUCACUCCUCAAGGAGAGCAAGACUCCUGCCAUCCUAGAAGCCUCCGCUGGAGCCAUUCAGAACUUAUGUGCCGGGCGCUGGACAUACGGCCGGUACAUCCGCUCUGCGCUGCGUCAAGAGAAGGCUCUCUCAGCCAUCGCUGACCUCCUGAGUAGCGAGCAUGAGCGUGUGGUGAAAGCGGCCUCUGGUGCGCUGAGGAAUCUGGCUGUGGAUGCUCGCAACAAGGAGCUCAUCGGCAAACAUGCCAUUCCUAACUUGGUGAAGAAUCUGCCAGGGGGCCAGCAGAACUCUUCCUGGAACUUCUCCGAGGAUACUGUUGUCUCUAUUUUGAACACCAUCAAUGAGGUUAUUGCCGAGAACUUGGAGGCUGCCAAAAAGCUCCGCGAGACACAGGGCAUUGAGAAACUAGUGUUGAUCAACAAAUCAGGGAAUCGCUCAGAAAAAGAAGUCCGAGCGGCAGCGCUGGUAUUGCAGACAAUCUGGGGAUACAAGGAGCUGAGGAAGCCACUGGAGAAAGAAGGGUGGAAGAAGUCGGACUUUCAGGUGAACCUGAACAGUGCCACACGGAGCCAGAGCAGUCACUCGUACGAUGACUCCACGCUGCCCCUCAUCGACCGCAACCAAAAGCUAGAUAAGAAACCUGACCGGGAAGAAAUUCAAAUGAGCAAUGUGGGAUCAAACACAAAAUCACUAGAUAACAACUAUUCCACACUGAGCGAGAGAGACCACAACAGAACACUGGAUCGAAGUGGGGACCUAGGCGACCUGGAGCCGCUGAAGGGAACUCCCUUGAUGCAGACCGAGGGGCAGGAUUCUCUGGAGGAAGAGUUGGAUGUGUUGGUUUUGGAUGAUGAGGGGGACCAGGUGUCUUACCCCUCCAUGCAGAAGAUUUAGCACCACUCCCUGCGCUCCAUCUGGGCUUAUAAUAUAUGUACUUUCAUUUUUUGGUGGUGAAACAGACUGAUUUUUCCCCUUUCUUCGCUGGACUGUUGUGCCAACUGCCAGGCUGCCUCCUGCCCUUUGCUCUGGACUCCCGGCUUCGCACAGUGAAGUUGACCGGCCCGUGUGCCCCACGCCCACUCAGCCUCCCUGGCUCCUGCCGGGAAACCUGACUGCGGUGUGCGCACUGCAUCUCAGUCUCCAAUCUCGAAAAACUGCUGAAACUGCUGCAGAUGAGCUUCUGGCCGGCUCUCCAGGAACUUGGCCCUGUGUGGAGGAAGGAGGGAGUGGGAAUCUUCACUGGAAGGCGCGGAGCCCCAAGCUCCGUGUUGUAUAUGCAAUGACCAGCAGUCUGCUACAUGGAUGGUUCUUACUCGCAAUCAUUUUUCCUGGUGGGGAAGGGACUUUUAUUUUCGGAGAAUGGGAAGUGUGAAUCCUUACCUAUUCCAGCGGCUAUUUUGGAAAAAGAAGGCUGACAACACUGGCACAUUCCGCUUGGCAAGGGCCUGUGAGUAGUGGAAACCUUGCUGCCCUCAUCUCCGGAGCAGGGACCGUAAGGACCUGCAGACUCCAUCCCAUCAGGGAGCCUCGUGCAGUGCCGGGCUGCCUCCACUGGGCCGCCUCCACCUGUGCUGAGCCUGCCAGCCUGGCCUGGCUGCCUGCAGGAGGCCAUGCGAGAGGAGAAUGUCGUGAAGGCUGGUGGAGAAGCCGGACAUCUUUAGGGAAGAUGCAGCUCUAGGAGACCCUGGGAGGACCAUGCAGGAAGCUGCGGAGGCUGCCCUGUGCUGCCGCCUCCUGCCCUCGAGCCCGUCCUCCCCGCCUCCUCCCUGGAUUGUUUGGUGCCUGCAGGACCUGGUGUACAUAGCUCCUGUCCUCCCUCACAAGGCGGCGAUUGCCCUGGCUUUGCCUCCUCACUGUGCCUUCGGCCUGGGUGCAUCUCCUCCCUCCCUCCCACGUGCCUUCCUUUGCCUCUGCAGUCUCAUUUCUCAUGAUUUUGCAAGUUAAAGUAUUUUGUUGCUUCCGUACCCACUGUUGGCCCUCAACAGCAGGAAGAUGCUGAGAGGCAACUGUAGAGAACCUCAGCUUCUCUCUUCGGGACUGGUGUAGCACUCACUUCCGCCAGGGCGAGCCCUUCUCAACUGCACGGGGUUGGGCCUCCUUUGAGUCUCAUCCUGAUGGGUCUCACGGAGUGGUUGGAAGAGAAGGAGGCGGUGGCCGUUAACUCCUUUGUGGCUGGUGUUUGCCACCACUGUGGGAGGGAUCCUAGCUACAAGGGUCCCUGCCCAAGGCUGCCUGUGGCUCCCCUGUGGAUCAGCAGGUUGGCUAGCAGAACCAGAUGCUAGAUGGCUUGAUUCUUUCUCUUUAACUGUUUUUCUUAUUUGCCUCCUGUUACCCUUCAUCCAAAAGCUCUGUUCAGUGCAACUGGAAUUGCUCCUCCCUCCCCCUUUCUCUGCCUGUUCUAUGGAGGCUCCUGGACCCCAGCCCUUCCCAGGCACUGCAGCCCCCAGCACCUUCCCUCCCGCCUUCCCCACUCCGCCCACCUUUUCUGGCCAGAAGGACUUUUUGCUGUCUGUGACCGCAGAGCUUGCUGGCGGGGACCCUGCCCCCACCAGCCCUGACUCCGAGGUGGUUGCUCGUGUCCUCUGCUCUCCUGGUGCUCUCUUCUCGGUGCGGUGCGGGUGAUAGAAUAGCCAUGGGCUUCGGGGACCUCUAACCAUUUGUUUUCCCAUUUUCACUUAGAAACACACUAAACAUUCAACUCCAGAAAACCAAAAAUCCCACCUUCCCACCGAAUACUACUUGGGGCAUCUUCGGCUCCGUACAUUUGCUCUUUUCUUUCUCUCCUUAAUGCUUUUAAAAACAAAUGAGUUUUUAUAUAAAUAAAGUUUUUAAAGUGUG